AUGUCCAGACCAACUGUUAGGGAACGUAAGCCCAGGAUUAGGAGUAAUCCCAAACUGGUGGGAGUCCAAGGCAGAAAACUCUCGAGUUCCAAGAGUUCCGACAGCGAGCCGAGUGGUUCGAGGAAAUAUCUAAAGAAGAGUUUGCACAAAACCAAUAGCAACAGGGAUUCCAUUGAAACUCUGGGUGCGAUGCCCAGUGCAUCCAGUGUUCAGUUUCCAAACUGCAGUUCCUCGGAUAAUGGCUAUGAUGCGGGUGCGGAUACCGAUGAUGCCGGCGACGAUGGAAUGGAUGAGGCCGCCAUGAUGCAAUUGAGGUCUCGAAAGCGGCCCCAUAUCCCCUUAAACUCCUUCGUCCUUCCGGAACCGAUUCCUUCCCAUCGAUCUGGUGGAUUCCUUCGUCUCCUGGCCCGCAGCCUGCAUCAGUGUUCAAUGGGGAUCGCCGCCGGCUUUGGAUUGAGCCGACAGCAGGCCGCCUGGUACAAGAACUGCUGGCAAAGUCCGGGCUCCCAGCCAAAGGGUGUCCAUCUAAUGGGAAAUUUUUCCAAGAUCCCGGUUAAAUCGCGAAAAAUUGAAAGUUCAACCACUUUGUAAAAUCUUUUGUAUUCUAAAAACUUAUUCUUCCAAUGA
Molecule: messenger RNA, 627 nt
Organism: Drosophila takahashii
Lineage: Eukaryota; Metazoa; Arthropoda; Insecta; Diptera; Drosophilidae
Source: RefSeq, a predicted model, not a curated record